UUCGCGCGCAGCCUCUCUGCUUUGUCCUCCUCUCGCCAUGCACGCACGCGGGGCAAGAAAAAUGGCGAAUCUCCGACUCGAUCGGCCAUUGACGCCCUACCCUUCCUCUCUUCCUCCUCCUUGACCCCGUCUCCAGCUUAUCUGCGCCACCCUCUCGCCCGCCUCCCUCCUUUGCCCGCCUCUCGUCUCAAAGUCAGAACGCAACGGCCGGCCGCCUCGAGCCGGAACGCAACGGCCGGCCGACGACGACGACCAAGCUAGCUAGGGCGGGUCGGCAGCAGAGCAGACAUGGGCGGGGGAGGAGGGGGCGGCAACUCGAGGGAGCUCGACCAGACGCCGACAUGGGCCGUCGCCUCCGUCUGCGGCGUCAUCGUCCUCAUCUCCAUCCUCCUCGAGAUGGGCCUCCACAAAGUCGGAGAGUUCUUCGCGCACAGGAAGAAGAAGGCCAUGGUGGAAGCCCUUGAGAAGGUCAAGGCAGAGCUGAUGGUGCUGGGGUUCAUCUCGCUGCUGCUGGUGUUCGGGCAGAGCUACAUCAUCAAGAUUUGCAUCUCCGAGGCUGCCGCCAACACCAUGCUCCCAUGCCGCCUCAAGAAGGCCACCGUCGAGGUCGAGAUCACCAAGGAUGGCCACGGCGCCGCCGCGGGCACUGCCAACGGGGAGCACGGCCCCGCCGCGGGCGCCGCCAAGGAGGAGCAUUUCAGCCUCGGCACCCAUCCCUUCACCGCCGCCUCCUUCAGCGUACCCCACAGGAUGCUCAGCGAGGCCAACAUGAACACCAAAUGCCCUCCGGGGAAGGUGUCCCUCAUAUCGAUAAACGCGCUGCACCAGCUGCACAUCUUCAUCUUCUUCCUGGCCGUGUUCCAUGUCUCCUACAGCGCCACCACCAUGGCGCUCGGCAGAGCCAAGAUACGAGGAUGGAAAGAGUGGGAAAAAGAAGCAGCGGGCCAAGAUGACGAGCAGUCUAAUAACGAUCCGUCGCAAUUCAGGUUCACGCACGAGACGUCGUUCGUGAGGCAGCACAUGAACGUCCUCAACAAGACCCCGGCGUCGUUUUACAUCAGCAACUUCUUCAGGCAGUUCUUCAGAUCCGUCCGGAGGGCCGACUACUGCGCUUUGCGCCACAGCUUCGUCAACGUUCAUUUGGCUCCGGGCAGCAAGUUUGAUUUCCAGAAGUACAUCAAGAGGUCCCUCGAGGAUGAUUUCAAGGUCAUCGUCGGGAUCAGCCCUAUUCUGUGGGCGUCUGCACUGACCUUCCUGCUCAUCAACAUCAACGGGAUGCACACCAUGCUCUGGAUAUCCAUCAUGCCGCUGGUGAUCAUCCUGUUGGUGGGCACGAAGCUGCAGGGCAUCAUCUGCCGGAUGGCGAUCGACAUCACUGAGCGGCACGCGGUGAUCCAGGGGAUCCCGCUGGUGCAGGUCAGCGACAGCUACUUCUGGUUCAGCCGCCCCACCUUCGUCCUCUUCCUCAUCCACUUCACCCUCUUCCAGAACGGCUUCCAGAUCAUCUACUUCCUCUGGAUCCUGUACGAGUACGGGAUGGACUCGUGCUUCAACGACUCCAAGAAGCUCGUCGCCGCCCGGCUCUGCCUCGGGGCGGUGGUGCAGGUGCUGUGCAGCUACGUGACGCUGCCGCUCUACGCGCUGGUGUCGCAGAUGGGGUCCACCAUGAAGCAGUCCAUCUUCGACGACCAGACCUCCAAGGCGCUCAAGAGCUGGCGCGCCGGCGUCAAGAAGAAGCCGGCGGCCAACUCCAAGCACGGCUCCGGCUCGCCCUCCGGGAGCCCCCACUCCGGCAGCCCCAAGGGCGACGAAGGCGGCGGCAGCACCGGCAUCGCGCUCACGCAGAAGCACGGCGACGACGGUGCGCCAUGAACCAUGAUAUAUACGCAGCCCCAGGAUCCAUGAUCCAUGAUCCAUGGUCCGUUGGAUCGAGUACGACGUUUGAUUCUUUGUAUUUGUACCAGUACACGUAGCAGCAAGCAAACACGUCUAUACAUACAUGUGUGUGUGUGUGUGUCAGUGUAUAUGUAUGUACGCAUCUGUGCAUAGUUUACCUAGGACAUGCAGGAAGGGAGGAGUUACAUCUUUUUUCUUGUUAUUACUUCCACGAUUUAAACUAGGGUGUUGUUGUUGUUGUAUUCAUAUCGACUGAUUAUUUUGCUAACUUGAUUGAAAGGUGUAAUUGCAGUUCAAACAGACAUGAAUGACG
Molecule: messenger RNA, 2209 nt
Organism: Hordeum vulgare subsp. vulgare (domesticated barley)
Lineage: Eukaryota; Viridiplantae; Streptophyta; Magnoliopsida; Poales; Poaceae
Product: MLO-like protein 9
Exons: 13
Coding region: 289-1872 (527 amino acids)
Biological process (GO): defense response
Cellular component (GO): membrane
Source: RefSeq, a predicted model, not a curated record